Echinostoma caproni is the source of this 531-nucleotide messenger RNA. The record is from the annotation of a GenBank genome assembly. NCBI's taxonomy places the organism in Eukaryota, Metazoa, Platyhelminthes, Trematoda, Plagiorchiida, Echinostomatidae.
UCCACCGUCAUAAAUUUUGUUGUACAACGUGUCAAACAACUGGAAGCCUGUGAUCCGGAGGUUGAAACCCAUAACCAUCCAUCUGGCGAUAUGCCAAUAUGUCCGUUUUCAUGGCCUUCUUCAGCUGUCGCUUGGGCGGAUGAUUUUGUACGGGCAGCCUCUUUGUCCUGCACAGGUGCUGAGUCCGUCUAUCUCACUCCCGCAGAUAGAGUUCGUGCUUUUAUGAGCGGACUGGGUAGUCUAGAUCCAGCAGUCGACCCGUUGUCUGAACUGAGAAAACUGGCCAAACAAUUGCGAACCAUCGAGACAGUCCGCAAUACUCUCAUCUGCAUUGUUUUCGAUCAGAUUGUAAUAGCGUCCAUUGGUGCUUAUUCUCAGUUUCUCAUGUACCCCCAAAAAGAAAGUGCCCGUGAGAAUGCAAGCAUCCUAGAAAACCUACAACCAUCAAGUCAGACACGUGAACAUAUCAAACAAAAAAAUGCAUGCGUGUUUGUCGCAGAUGAAAAAUAUAGCAGUGAAUUAAAUCACUGA